AUGAAGGUCGACAGGGAAAUGGAGAUUCUGCUCAACGAGAUCCCCCUCCUCCACCACGGUGGCCUCCUCGGCGGCAGCGAGGCCGCCGGCGCGGACGACGACGCCGACCUCUCUUUCCUCAUCCACGAACUCGCCGCGAUGGGCGUCGUCGACGGCGAUGACGAGCCGCCGUCGGCGCCGGGCGAUGCCAACGGCGGCUUCGGCUUCGGCUUCUCCGGCAUGAUUUACCCCAAGAAAGGCGGCGAGAAUCUGGUCGCCCUGCACCCGUUCUCCAUGGCCAGCCACUGCGCGCACAUGCCGUCUCUGUUUGAUCUCGUCACCUUCGACGCCGCCGCCGCUGCCGCCGACGGCUGGGACAUCCGGUGCUCCCCGCCGCCUUCUGUUUCUGUGCCGCCGCCACCCGCCACGCCGAGGCCCCGGUGCAAGAUCGUGAGGAGGAAGAACGGCGGCUGCGGCGCGGUGACGACGACGAGCCCCAAGAAGUGCGGAGCAGCGGCGGCGGCCAACAAGUCGCACGGCGAGAGCCUGGCCGGCCUGCGCGGGGUCAUGUCCCACAUCGCGCGCGACCAGCACGGGUGCCGGCUGCUGCAGCAGGGGCUCGACCACGGCAAGCGCGAGGUCGACCAUAUCUUCGCCGGCGUGUCGCGCCACGCCGCGCAGCUGAUGGUGGACCCGUUCGGGAACUACCUCAUGCAGAAGCUGCUCGCCGUCUGCGACGCCGGGCAGAGGAUGGCGCUCGUGCUCACCCUCACCGCUGACGCCUUCGUGCUCGUCAGGAUAUCCCUCAACGUCCAUGGGACACGGGCAGUGCAGAAGCUGAUUGAGAGCCUCAGGACAAGGGAAGAGAUUAGUCUUGUCAUCGACGCUCUGCGCCCCGGGUUCUUGGAGCUCAUCAAGGAUCCCAAUGGCAAUCAUGUCGUGCAAAAGUGUUUGCAGUCGUUUGAAGCCGAUGAUAACAAGGCGAUCUUUGAUGCUGCUGCACUUCACUGUCUCGAUAUCGGGAUGCAGUGCCACGGUUGCUGUGUCCUACAGCGGUGCAUUGCACGGUCGCGUGGUGAGCACAGGGACAAGCUGGUUGCUGCCAUUGCUUGCAAUGGAUUUAAACUUGCCCAAGAUGCAUAUGGGAACUAUGUUGUCCAAUAUGUAAUAGACUUGAAGAUACCAAAUGCAAAUUCAAGUCUUGCACAACAGUUUGAAGGCAAGUAUAUCCACCUGUCCAUGCAGAAGUUCAGUAGCAAUGUGGUUGAGAAAUGCCUGAAAGUCUUCAAGGAGGUUGACAAGGCCAAGAUCAUACUGGAAAUCCUUGCCACGCCACACUUGGAGCAAUUGCUUCAGCACCCCUAUGCAAACUAUGUCAUUUACUCUGCUCUCCAGAAUUCCAAGGGUUCACUUCAUUCUGCACUGACAAAUGCAAUCCGACCUCAUGUGGAACUACUUAGGACCAGUCCAUACUGCAAGAGGAUAUACUCUCGAGCUUUGCUGAAGAAAUGA
Messenger RNA from Miscanthus lutarioriparius, 1491 nucleotides. The record is from the annotation of a GenBank genome assembly. Lineage: Eukaryota; Viridiplantae; Streptophyta; Magnoliopsida; Poales; Poaceae.